AUGAAUAAUAAUGACAUUAUAUAUUAAUAGUAAUAAGAACAAAAAGAGAAAAAACCUUCACUUUUAGAAUAAUUUUGUUCAUGCAUUUACUUUUUUAGAAAAAAGAAUGUCAGGGCUAAUGAAAAAUAUUAAUUAGGAAUUGAUACUCCAAAAUCUCAUGUAAGUUGAGUAAAAUUAAAUAUGAGACUAGAAAAAUCUGCGUUUUAGAUUUAGACGAAACUUUAGUGCAUAGUUAAUUUAAAGGAGAAAAUAGUUAUGAUUUUUUACUUGAUGUAAUAAUUAAAGAUAUUUUAGAUUUUUGUAUAAAGCCAAUUAUUCAAAGUAUUUGUUACAGUUAGACCAGGAGUUGAAGCCUUUGUGGAAUCCUUAAGUGAAUAUUUCGAUGUUGUAUUAUGGACUGCAAGUUUAAGAGAGUACGCAGAUCCAGUAAUAGAUAUUAUUGAUCCAUAAAAAAGGAUUUCAACAAGACUUUACAGAGAAAGUUGUACUAAUAUUAAAGGAGGACUAACAAAAAACUUGAAUAUAUUAGGAAGAAAUUUAAAAGAAGUUUUAAUAAUUGAUGUAUUGAAAUUUGAUUUUAUAAGAAUUCCUAAAUGUCAUUUCUUUUUUAACCAGAAAAUGGAUUUUUAAUCAAAGAUUUUAUUUCGGAUAAAAAUGAUAAAGAAUUGGAUUAAUUGCUGCCAUUUUUAAUUUGGCUUAGUUAAGUAAUUAGUUUUUCUUAUAAAGUAAUCUGAUGUUAGACCUGUGUCUAAAUUAUAUUAAUAAUUUAUACUAAACAAUUAAAUUUCGCAUAAAUUUUCAAAAAAAUAGAUUCUUUCCUAAUCUAUGGUUUUGAAUUAAAACGGUAUGUUAAAAUAAUUCGAAGUUUCAAGAACUCAUACUAUAAAUCAUUGUGAAUUUGAGGAAAUAAAUUUGAGAUAAGAGGCUGGUCUUAAUUCCCCUCAUGUAGAACCUAAAAUUUAAGUCUAGACAGAUGAUGAUAAUGAUGAAAGCAAAGAAACAUUUGAAAUCAGUAGUAAUUGUUGA
Paramecium sonneborni is the source of this 1026-nucleotide messenger RNA. The record is from the annotation of a GenBank genome assembly. Lineage: Eukaryota; Ciliophora; Oligohymenophorea; Peniculida; Parameciidae.